Cryptococcus amylolentus CBS 6039 is the source of this 3241-nucleotide messenger RNA. RefSeq lists its product as hypothetical. Bases 565 to 2904 code for a protein of 779 amino acids. The transcript has 8 exons. The record is from RefSeq and is a predicted model, not a curated record. Lineage: Eukaryota; Fungi; Basidiomycota; Tremellomycetes; Tremellales; Cryptococcaceae.
AUGGUUGUCUACUGCUGCAUACGCCCAUCCCUCUUCAUCUGGCCAGCCACGCCCAGCGUACGGCUCCCGCGCUAAAGCAUGGAAAGAAACACGGCACCAUCCUCCGGCCGCCGGCCCUCUAGGGCGAAAAGAUGUUUCCAGCUCUCGCCGUUUGUCUCCUCGCCCACUCACGAUGUCCCUCAACUCCCCUCAAGACCAUGUAUGAUCAGUGGAAUAUGGAUGCGGGGUCUAGACUAGGUUGGAUAGACCAACAAACCCGCGGAUAUUCGUGACAAGGCUGAGCUUGCAAAGCUCGGCCAGCUACUGACUACUACUACGCCGCUUGGCGGGAGCUGGUGCGAGUCCCUUCGCACCGGUGUAUAUAGCUUUCAUUUUCCCAUCUUUUCGCCUUUCUCUCUCUUACACCAUCUUCCAUCUAUCCCCCCGGCCCUCCUCACACGCUCACCCUUGCUGUCGCUCUCCCUCCCCGCUGGUCCCCUACCCUCUCACCCGCUUCCCAGCUCUUACAGCCCGACACUCUUUUGCCCCCACUGCCACGCCCCUCUACCGAUAUUCCUCUGGUUUAUGCUCUCUCUCAAGAGAUUUAUAUCUAGCACUCGCCGUAUCUUGAUUCGCGCCCGACAAACCUCUUCUACCACCGCCACUGCCACACCCUUUGCAAUCCACACCAACACCGUCAUGUCCGACGACGCUUCCGACACCUCCUCCAUUGCCAGCGCGUGUGAGACUUGGGAGAUGAUCACCCGCUCUCCUUCGCUCCUCCACGAUGACUUUGCCUCUUUCCAGUCCGAUACAUCCUCCUUUGACUGGUCGCCUUUGCAUUCUCUGGGAUUCAAGUCUAGCUCCUCGAUUAACACCGUUGGGAAAGAGAAAAAGGGUCCGGGAAAGAAAAGCUCUUUCAAAAUUCUGCGGCGUCUCAGCCACGAGAAGGAAGACAGCUCGAAAUCAGAAUCUUCUUUCGUGCAACCGCCCAACAGGAAAGGCUUCUUGAAGAGCAUCAAGAAGAUCAAUCGCAAGAAGGGCAAAGAUAACAAGCAAUCGUAUGAUGACGAUUCUAUGCCGGCCUCGACCCCCGCAUCUUCCAGUCCCCCCAGGCCGCACAUACAACCUAGGCGCGUAUCAGAGGACAGUCUCUCGGGCUUUGAGCUCUGCUCAAUACCUCGCACUUCCUUUGACGUAAUGAGUCGGUUUGACGACGCCGAGGACGACUCUUCCUUCAUGGAUACCAUCCCCAAGCUAUACUUGAGCUCUCCUUCUACUGCCUCCCAGCCCUCUCCAGUGCAGCCCACGACUCCCAACAGUCCGGGGGAUGAGGAGCCUCAGCAGAGGCCGGAGAUAGUCCCAAUGAUUAACUACGCCCGCCUGGAGACCAUUAUGGAAGUGUCCGAGGAUACUUUGGAGUCCGACGACGCCCCAGUUCCACCGAACCCUCAAGCCCCUGAUACUGCUGGCACCUACUCACUCGAUGCUUCUACCUAUACCGACGGUGCCGCCGGUGUCCAGUCCGAACCCAUCUUCUUUGGCAGCCGACACGCGCCGCUCCCUGCCGGGCAUCUCGCUUCUCUGGCGUUCACCCACAUCCUUCCUCAGGGCUUGAUCCCUCUGUAUGAGCUUCAAAUUACUUGGGUGCCGAAUGACGUCCGAUUGCCGGCUUCUCGGCUCAACGUCACCCGCGGGUACGGAUCUCUUAGCAAGCUCGCCGAUGCUUUGUUCCAAGAGUACCACGAAGGGUCAACGCCGUAUCUCAAGUCCCUCCUUGCCGAUUUCCCCAAAGCCUACGACGGUCCCACUCUGCCGCAAAAGACAGAGUAUCGGGCAGAACGGAUGCAGCACUACUUUGAUCUUCUGUUUGGUAUCCGGACUCGAGGCGAAGAGUAUGUGCUCGACAAUGUGUACAUUAUGCCCGAGUUCUUCGCUAUCCUGCACGGAGAUGUGGCAGAGAGGAUAACCAGGGAUGAAGCCUGGGGAGAAUGGGAGUAUACCUUGGAGAGAAGGAUAGAUAUCGAGCGGUGGGAGCGUGCGAACAGUGGUCAGGACACUGUCCAACGUGUUCCGGCAUCUCUCAGCAACUCUGUUCCCCGUGAAAGCACCCAGUCUUUGAGGACGUCUUCUAGUGGUGAGAGCAAUCGAUACUCCAGCAACUCUGCUCCCGGCGAGGAUAUCCAGUCUCCUACCCGAUCAAAAUUGGUCGAGUCUGGAUAUUGGGAGAAUGAACCUUCUACCGACACGCCCCCAUCGCGCGAGAUCCUCGACAGUGAAGAAUUCACAGAUCUCAUCGAUUCUUUCCCCUUGCACAAGCAGCACAAGCCUGUCGAGGUCCGAGUUAUUGCGACUUCAGUACACGCGCCAUCAUCAGAAACCCCUAUUCGAUGCAGCUCUAGCGCUACUGCCCUUUCCAUCGACCCUUCGGCCAGUCUGGAGGUCUCUUCAGACUUUCACUCUCCCUCCUGCUCCUCCGACAAGUCUGGUCUCUACGAAACACCCAACAGUUCGGUGACAGACCUGGGAGAGUUUGCGGGUACGGGCAAGGCGGACGAGCAUGUGCGCCAUGUCGUGGUGGCUUCCAAAGCUCUGGCGACUUUCAUGUCUAGCCAGCCGACUCCCGAAAAGCUUGCUCUGGGCGAAGAAGGCGUCAUCUUUAUCGACCUCACCACCCGAUUCUUCUUCAACACUAUCCCUGUGCUUAUCAGCACCAAAGAAUCAUGGCGAGAGUCGCUCGUCCGUAUCUACUCGGCUCUUCGCUUGCCUUUCAAUAGUAUGAGUCUGAAAGGGGACGUGGAAGUGCUGGGCGCUAUUCACCUGGGGGUGCCACAUGAUGAAGAGGUGGAGCUGAAGAGCAAGGCGGAUUUGGAGAGGUGGCUGGGGAUUGCUACGGAGAAGAGGAUAUGGGUUGAGGACUGGUGACUUCUUUAGUACAAGUGUUGUUGGAUUACGGCCUUCUCGAGGUAGCAUUUAUUGUAGCUUGUUGUGUCAAUUUCAAUCUCUUCAUCGGAUAAUUUUUCGUUUCUUCAUUACAUGUCAGUCAUUCUAAUAAUCUUUUUGGCCCAUAGAUAGUACACAGAGUAUAUAGGCCAAGGUGCGAUUUGAACGCCAUCACUCUAAGGACGCUUGAGCACAAUCGUUGGCCAAGCCAAAUUCUGGUCCCGCGAGUAUAGGUCCAUACCGCCACUGCAAAUAUCUUGAAGCACGCAGCCAUGCAGCAAUCACGCACGCCAAAAAGUCACGUUGAGUGACGCUAAAG